GGGAAAUCCACUCGAGUUCAACCUUUCCACGCCAGCACCGACCUCCGCAAUGGCAAAGACCGCGGCCAAAUUGGGAAUCCUGGAUACCGCUGGCAACGACGACCAUGGCUUGGAGCUUCGCAUCAACGAAUCUUUUGCCAAGAAGUACCAUGAGAAGAAACGGAACGAAGAGCUGAAAAACCUGAAGAAUGUGGACUUGAGCGACGACGACGACGAAUCCGACUCGGAAACAGACGACGAAGAUGGCGACCAAUUGACCGAGGAACUGGACAAGGACAUUUCUCGAACGCUCAAGUUAAUCCGCAAGAAGGAUCCAUCCAUCUACGACUCGUCUAUCACGUUCUUCCAACCUGAAGUCGUCGACAGUGACAGUAGUGACGACGACAGUACCAAAGCGACCUCCUCGUCCACAAAGAAAAAGGCUGACAAACCGUUGUACUACAAAGACUUGGUGCGUCAACAAGUGCUCGCCGGUGAUGUCGACGGGUCGGACGAGUCUGACGACGACGAACCUGCCACAACCUCGUACGCAGAAGAUCAAGCACGCCUCAAGGGUGAAUUCCUUCAGAGUUUGGCUGCUUCUGGUGUCGACGAUGACGAUGAAUUGGACGGUGGAAUCUUUACGAAGAGGACCAAGACGGCCGCGGAGAAAGAGGCCGAUGACAACGAGUACAAAGCGUUCAAAGAAUUGCAUGGCCACGAGAUCGAGAACCCGGAUGACUUUUUAAACAAGUACUUGAAGAGCGGAGUCUGGAAAGAAGGCGCCAAGGCGACGCGCGGUCGGCCGAUCGAGGACGACCAAGCAGUGGACGACUCGGAGGACGAAGAAGCGCUGGACAAGGCAGAUGCGUUCGAACACGCAUACAACUUUCGAUUUGAAGAAGAAGGUGGUGGACAGAUCCAAACGUUCUCGCGACACAUUGACGACUCGCUCCGUCGCAAGGACGACAAACGUAAAAUCGCCCGUGAAGAACGGAAGGCGCGCAAGGCAUUAGAGCGCCUGAAAAAAGAGGAGGAGCUGCGACGGUUGAAGAACCUCAAACAAGCUGACAUUGAAGCCAAGCUUGAAAAGGUUCGCGCACUCAUGGGUGACGAGAACAGCAAGCUGACUGCCGCCGACAUCGACGGCGCAUUCGACCCCGCGGAACACGAUCGGCGCAUGGCCGAAGUGUUUGACGACGAAUACUAUGGCGAAGACGACGGUGAAAAGCCCACGUGGAACGACGACGACGAAAUAUUUGGCAAGCUGCCAGAGGACCCAGAAGAAGUUGAGGAAGCCGACGUGGAAGAAGAUGCCGAUGACGCCAUGGGUGAAUUCGACGAAGGUGAUCCGAACGAGCGCCAGGACGAAGUAAAUGCUGCGGACGACGACGACGGGGAAGAUGCCGAUGAAGAGGCCAUGACGACGAUGACUCAGGCGGAAUUGGACGCCAAGAAGAAGCAGUAUUUGGACGAACUGUACGCCCUCGACUACGAAGACUUGAUCGGGGACCUUCCAUGUCGAUUCAAGUACCGCGAAGUGGCGAAGAACAAUUAUGGUCUUACGACGGAGGAUAUUCUGUACGCCAACGACCAGGAGCUCAAGGCAGUCGUAUCGCUGAAGCGACUGGCUCCGUUUGCGGACCGUGAACAUUCCGUGAACCGCCGCAAAGUGCAGCAGCUGCGUAAAACAGUCAAGGAGCGAACUGGCAAGUCGAAGAAAACCAUCGAGGAGAACACUGAACCACCUGAGGCCGCAAGUGGCGACGCUUCCACGUCGUCCAAGAAGAAGCGAAAGCGCAAGGGCAAGAAGGCAGUUGCCAAGGCGGACGACGAGAUUCUCACGGAACCCACUGCUGACCAGGAAGUGGACAACGACGACACGACCGCCCAUGACGGUGCUGACUCCGAAGCUGCCGCUCCGUCCAAGAAGAAGCGAAAACACAAGAAGAAGGGCAAGAAAGCGAACGCACCUGAUGCCGCUACCCCCGCAGCAAGUCUCUCAGCAUCCCGAUUAGAAUCGUAUCGGUUGAAGCCCCUCAAGAAGUAACUCGUGGUUCCAUCAUGUCCAUCGCUCCAGGCGCGAUACGCGCCUCGAAUUUACGAACUUCGACGAUGCAGGUUGCAGUGAAAAAAAUAGCAUCAUUGCUGGCGAUAAUAUUAUUGAAAUGCGUUAGUAUAAAAUCAC
Molecule: messenger RNA, 2167 nt
Organism: Aphanomyces invadans
Lineage: Eukaryota; Oomycota; Saprolegniomycetes; Saprolegniales; Verrucalvaceae
Exons: 1
Coding region: 50-2029 (659 amino acids)
Biological process (GO): endonucleolytic cleavage in ITS1 to separate SSU-rRNA from 5.8S rRNA and LSU-rRNA from tricistronic rRNA transcript (SSU-rRNA, 5.8S rRNA, LSU-rRNA)
Cellular component (GO): 90S preribosome; nucleolus
Source: RefSeq, a predicted model, not a curated record